UCCAUGUUUAUAUCUUUUAGCAGGGAAAGGAUUGUUAAUGACUAAUCUGUGUCUGUGAGGCACAGAGCCAAGGAAGAGAUGCUGCCGCCGGGCUGGAGGGCCGCCUGUGAUCAUCCACGGCUUUAGCUAGAACUCUGUCCUCCUCCUCACCCCAUGGUCUCCUGUAUUCAUCCCAACUCAAACUCGGAUUCUGAGCAUUUGUAGAAAAAUUGCUGGCAUUUGGAGAGGAAGACUGGACUCAACACCCUCCCAGGGCUUUGAAAGUUUAUCUCCAACCUAAGACAAUCCGAGGAGGUAUUGGAAGGAAGAAAGGAAGAAAGGAGGGAAAGAAAGAAGACCUAGAGAUAUAACUGAAAGUGAAUACUGCUUCUCUUAGGUUCUUGGAUUAAUUCUGGACAUCUCCUCAGGAUGAAACUUCAGACAUUUUGGGUUUUUUUUUGAAGACCACCACAACAAAAGUGCAUUCUCAAAUAAAGAAAGUUUGGAUGGGAUCAAAAAUGAAUCUUAUUGAACACUCCCACCUACCUGCCACGGAUGACUUUUCUCUUUCUGACAAUUUAUUUGGUGUACUCACAGAACAAGCAGCAGGUCCUCUGGGACAGAACCUAGAAGUGGAAUCAUACUCACAAUACAACAAUGUUCAGUUUCCUCAAGUUCAACCUCAGAUUUCCUCAUCAUCCUAUUAUCCCAACCUGGGUUUCUAUCCCCAACAGCCUGAAGAAUGGUACUCUCCAGGAAUAUAUGAACUCAGGCGAAUGCCUGCUGAGACUCUCUACCAGGGAGUGACUGAGGUAGCAGAGAUUCCUGUAACAAAGAAGGCCCGAGUGGGAGCAUCCGCAGGGAGAAUAAAAGGGGAUGAGCUCUGUGUCGUUUGCGGAGACAGAGCAUCUGGAUACCAUUAUAACGCACUAACCUGCGAGGGUUGCAAAGGUUUCUUCAGGAGAAGCAUUACCAAAAACGCCGUGUACAAGUGUAAAAAUGGGGGCAACUGUGUGAUGGAUAUGUACAUGCGAAGAAAGUGCCAAGAGUGUCGACUAAGGAAAUGCAAAGAGAUGGGAAUGUUGGCUGAAUGUAUGUAUACAGGCUUGUUAACUGAAAUUCAGUGUAAAUCUAAACGACUAAGAAAAAACGUGAAGCAGCAUGCAGAUCACACCAUUAAUGAAGACAGUGAAGGACGUGACUUGCGACAAGUGACCUCAACUACUAAGUCAUGCAGGGAGAAAACUGAACUCACCCCAGAUCAACAGAAUCUUCUACAUUAUAUUAUGGAUUCAUAUAGCAAACAGAGGAUGCCUCAGGAAAUAAUGAAUAAAAUUUUAAAAGAAGAAUUCAGUGCAGAAGAAAAUUUUCUCAUUUUAACAGAAAUGGCUACCAGUCAUGUACAGAUUCUUGUAGAAUUCACAAAAAAAUUGCCAGGAUUUCAGACAUUGGACCAUGAAGAUCAGAUUGCUUUGCUGAAAGGGUCUGCCGUUGAAGCUAUGUUCCUUCGUUCAGCUGAGAUUUUCAAUAAGAAACUUCCAGCUGGACAUACUGACCUAUUGGAGGAGAGAAUUCGAAAGAGUGGUAUCUCUGACGAAUAUAUAACACCGAUGUUUAGUUUUUAUAAAAGUGUGGCAGAAUUGAAAAUGACUCAAGAAGAGUAUGCUCUGCUUACAGCAAUUGUUAUCCUCUCUCCGGACAGACAGUACAUAAAGGACAGAGAGGCAGUAGAGAAGCUUCAGGAACCACUGCUUGAUGUGUUGCAAAAGUUGUGCAAGAUUCACCAGCCUGAAAAUCCUCAGCAUUUUGCCUGUCUCCUGGGCCGCCUGACUGAGUUGAGGACGUUCAAUCACCACCAUGCCGAGAUGCUGAUGUCAUGGAGAGUGAAUGACCACAAGUUUACCCCCCUUCUCUGUGAAGUCUGGGACGUGCAGUGACCAGCAUCACCGCGGCAGGGUCUGGCUCUCUAUUUUCCUCAUAAUAUGAGUCCGAUGUGUAACUUUCCUUUAUUUCAUUUGUACCUGGUUCCACACAAGAAUGCUGAUGAAUAUUUAUGGAGUAAUUAUAUAACUUCCACAAUUGUAAAUAUGGGGCUAGACAGAAUUACUUUCUCUACAUCACAUUUUUAGAUGGCUUCAGGGAAUCUUUUAUUCUAAUUGGCAUGCCCUGUUUGCCUAAUUAAAUUGAUCGUUACUUCAAUUCUUUCUGUUGAAACAGGGAAAAAUCUCACUUUGCUCUUCGUCUUACCUUAUUGCAUAUAUUUUGUUAAGGAGUUAUGUGCAAUUUUGGCAAUAAACUGAACGCAAUCACCACAGG
Molecule: messenger RNA, 2295 nt
Organism: Pteropus alecto (black flying fox)
Lineage: Eukaryota; Metazoa; Chordata; Mammalia; Chiroptera; Pteropodidae
Gene: NR1H4
Product: nuclear receptor subfamily 1 group H member 4
Exons: 11
Coding region: 486-1916 (476 amino acids)
Biological process (GO): negative regulation of transcription by RNA polymerase II; negative regulation of inflammatory response; bile acid signaling pathway
Molecular function (GO): zinc ion binding; RNA polymerase II cis-regulatory region sequence-specific DNA binding; nuclear receptor activity
Source: RefSeq, a predicted model, not a curated record